UGGAUCCACCAGGCCCUUACUUUACGAACAUGGCAAAAAAAGUUCGCCUUGACCGAGGAGAUGCAGACUUUGUCGACGUUAUACAUACAGACAGCAUUGUAGGCCUAGGCACUACAGAAGCUAUUGGGCAUAUUGACUUUUACCCUAAUGGUGGAGAUCAUCAGCCAGGAUGUGUAAUACAACCAAUAAGCACGCUCUUUACAGAAGGAGUAGAACAAGGCGUGAGACGCCUUUUUGCUUGUGACCAUCUGAGAUCCAUCGACUAUUACAUUGAAGCUAUGGAUAAUGAAAAAUGUACACCAGUAGGUGUCGCUUGUGAAAGCUGGAAAAAGUAUUCGGAUGGUGAAUGUUCAGACUGUGGAGACACAGGCCAAAAGUGCAUCAUGGUUGGACCACAAGCUGAGACCUUUCGAGAAUUCAAGAAUGACAAAAAAGGAAAAAAGUUUUUCUUUAAGACGGCCCCCACCAAGCCAUACUGCAUGUAUGACUAUCAGGUUCAGGUGACUUUGGCUAAACCAGAAGAUAGCUCUACUCAGCGAGGAAAACUUUACGUCACAAUAGAAGGUGAAGAUGACGAUCUCUCAAUUCGACUAAGUGAAAGGUCCGAAGAGCUUGAGCCUGGAGAACAAUACAGUUACCUCGUGUCUACAAAGAAGAACCCUGGCCCAAUAGAGACAGUCAAGUUUAAAUGGGUCAGCUAUGCCCCUACUUUAUUUGACCCCGAAUUUUGGCAAGGUAAAACUUACGAAGGCGACAAAGAAGUGUAUCUGAGCAGAGUGUCUGUCAACCCUAUUAACAACGGAAAUAUAGAAGGACGCAAGGUGACGCCUUCCUCUUUCUGCUACAAGCCAGAUGAGCCAAUCAAGUCUAACAAACGUGUCGAGUUGACCCCUGGUGAAUGUGAGGAAAUUAUACAGUGAUUUUAAAAUCAAGAACAGGAACAAUGUUUAAAAUGUAUAAUAAAAAUUAUAUUUGGUGAAGCCAACAUAAAGGAACUACAUAUUUCGGUACCGUCAUCGGGAAUAAAACAUACGGGGCAAACAGGAAUACAAGAAGAAAGGUCUCCUGAUGGUUCAGAAAUAAGUUUAAGGACUUAGAACACUAAAAUCCUGGGUUCGAUUGACACAACAGAUAGGUUACUAUGGCUUUACUCUAAUGAAAUAGACAAAGAAGGAGAUUUAACUCAUUGUAAACUUAAAGUUAGUAAAUAAUAAAUGAAUAUUAAAGCACAAGAUUUCAGUUGAUUCAAUUUAAGUUUCACGUUUAUUUCAAACUAUUGUUUCAUAUCGAAUGACCUCUUUCAACAGUGUAUUUAGUAAGCGGAAAAAUUAACAUCAUUAAGACGGUAUUUUACAUUGCGUUUAGCUUGACCGCAAUAUAAUAUAUUACAAUCACGCCUAACUUCAUGAAUACCUUUUUAUCCAAAAUAUCUUACCUUUAAAGAAGUUAGUAUUAAGUUAAUUUUAUUAACUGGCUUGAAAAUAACAAUAAAAUUAUGUUUGCUCAACACAUUAGCGAUUUGACCAGUUACAGCUCAUAUAUAUAGUAAUACUACUAUAUUGUAAUUUGUUUCAUCCUUCACGAUUUUGGAAAGAAAUAAUAAUUUCUGAUGAAUGACAAUUAAAGUUUACAAUGAGUUAAACUUUUUCUCUAUACAAGUACCGGCUUGUCUGGUAAAGUUUAUAAUGAGUUAAACCUUUUCUGUAUACAAGUACAGGCUUCUCUGGUAAAGUUUACAAUGAGUUAAACCUUUUCUCUCUACAAGUACCGGCUUGUCUGGUAAAGUUUACAAUGAGUUAAACCUUUUCUCUCUACAAGUACCGGC
Limulus polyphemus (Atlantic horseshoe crab) is the source of this 1825-nucleotide messenger RNA. Its product is annotated as inactive pancreatic lipase-related protein 1-like. The transcript has 6 exons. NCBI's taxonomy places the organism in Eukaryota, Metazoa, Arthropoda, Merostomata, Xiphosura, Limulidae. The record is from RefSeq and is a predicted model, not a curated record. Gene Ontology annotation, molecular function: protein binding; lipase activity. The coding region runs from base 30 to 920 and encodes 296 amino acids.